UAUCACUAACACACAACCACAACAGCGCACCACUCACUCACUCACUCUCCGGUCUUUUUGGACAUCAGUCUCUAGUUGACUUUUCUUCAAUAACUCAUAGCAGAACCACUGCUCGGUCUCCAGGAGUAGGAGCCACCGCAAUUAUCUUUGUUUAGUCUUGCCAUUAAGCAAAAUCCUAUGCAGUUUGCGGUGCAUACGCACAUAGCCCAUCUGUUGAUGCUUAUGAGAGGAAGCAGUGCUACACAACCUCACCGUCCAAAAGUCUGAUGAUACGCAGCAAGUAGCGGCGGCAUGGACAAUCCUAACGACUGCUUUCCCUUCGACUGGGAGGACCCUGAAUUCUUGCUGGAGCCAGACGACCACGAGGGCCUUAAGAACGACCUCUACGGGGACUUGCAGUCUGCUGAUAGCUUAUCCGAUUACGAGGAGCGCGUUACUCACCAGGCGCUAGAGGCGCCAACUGCCCUGGUUACUAGCGAUUUAUGCGCAUGCAUAGCACCUGAGCCUCAAGAUGACGCUCAACAAAAAGCACCUAUUCACGAGCAAACAGCUUGGGAUGGGGAGGGCUUACAAGUAGGAACUAUACUUCCUACUGUGCCUAUCACCUUGAUUAAUCAAGUCUCCGUGGACAUACCCUCAAGCACCCUUAUUAUACCCCGAUCCCUUUACCAAGGUGAGACUGAUGAAGAGCUCUACGUCAAGCCGGCAAGAGAGUGGACAGCUGUUCAGUCACUACUGGAAGAGUACCGUCGAGUUCACAGCAGCAACAGUGGCGACAUCGAAUUUGACUUGGACCAAUUUGCUGUCUACAUUGACGCCACUGUACCAGGGGGGAAGUGUCAUGAGCAACGACCGUAUCCAUGCGAGAUGCGGCCGCUCCAGCAUCUUGGAACGCAGUUCCGCUGCAAUAGAAUGUAUGUGGACGGCAUACUGUCAGUAGGGAACAAGCAAUUUUCCAUCAGAGGCAUACCUUUCGAAGAACUCCCAAUCGGCAACUAUGGCUCUUCAGAACCGACUAUAGGAUCUGAACUAUGGAUACGCUCAUGCUUGAGCGCUGCAAUUGCCAAAAGACAAAACACCAACAUCUACUACAGACUCAAAAACCCAUCAACUGAGUAUCAACGGUAUCACACUGGAUUCGUAUGGGUUGCAGACUUAGCAAAGCAUGUCGUCGAUUAUCUUUCCACAGCUCAGGACAAGAAACAACAAGUUAUCUUCCGAGACUUUCGAUCUGCCUUCUACGCAUGGGCAGACAAAAAGCAUGGCAACUCAGAAUCUUUUUGUCAAUGGCAAAGGCAAUAUCAGAGGACUGAUUUCUGUGGCGCAGUUGCUGCAAACCUAGAAUUCAUCUGGAAGGAGGCUUCUGGAGUUCUUGGACACAAGGUCAGAUCAAUAUACCUACGGAAGCUCUGGAAGGAGAUACGCGAGUUCACUGCGUACUCAGACUGCAGUGACAAAACACCCUCUACACCAGCGACUACUACUCCGUUAGCCUCUCCCUCGCCAACUCCGAGCAUGCGACAGUCUUUGCAUAUCCCAAAGACAGUGGUUACGCCAUAUAUUAACCAGUUAUUCGAUCACCUACCGUGCGGUCUAAUAAUGGAAGCGCUGGACCUAAGUCCGAAAACCAAAAGGUUGCGCCGAGACGUAACUAAGGCUCUUCGACUUGAGUCCGCACUGGACAUUCAUACCGGUACAUCGGCCAAGAAUACAAAUGAAAGAAGCCUCAAAACAUCUGUCAAUGUCGGCGACGUCAUCUCUACAGCUCGAGACGAAGGCGGCAACUGGGAAAGAGAAAUCCCUGCCGGCUUUAAUGAUGUUGACCGGUGGUUCGGACUUGUACAGAAAGUCCACAGGCACAACAAUGACAAGAAAAGCUUCGACAUCAUAUGGAUGUACCGUCCUGUGGACACGAUCUGCGGGAACAUGAAGUACCCGUGGAGCAAUGAGUUGUUCCUCUCAGACCAUUGCAGUUGCAACAACCCAGCUGAUAAGAAGAUCAAAGAAGAGGAGGUGCUAGCUGCACACAAGAUUGACUGGGGCGGUUCGUCUGCCGCUAGCGCAGAGUUCUUCUGCAGGCAGACUUAUCUUCAUGAAGACCGACGAUUCAUUACCUUCCAAAAAGGUCACCUCUUCUGCAUGCAUCAUAGCCAAUCCAGUGAGCAGGAAUUCCCGUACAAGAUUGGGGACACGCUUCUUGUCUGUCUGAAGAGCUCAGACAGCGUUGUUGAACCAUGCGAAUUGGUGGAACUUUGCAACUCAAAACUCGCUCUUUUCCGCCUUCUGCGGCGAAGACAAACGAUUCAAAGCAACAGCACUAAUGAAAAGGUACCGCCGAACGAGCUUGUCUAUAGCGACGAGUUACUGCCAAUCGGAGUCAAAAAUAUACAGAGCAGAUGCACUGUAAGGUUCUUCCGGCUAGGAGAACCCAUACCUGUCCCUUACGACCGAAAAGGGGUCGGUAAUACAUUUUUCAUCAGAUAUCGAUGGCAAUCUGGGCAAAUGAUCCCUUUGGAAGACGGCUUCUUAUCGUUGAGACAAGGUUUUGAUCCGGCGAAACCCUUCCCGAAGCUUCGUGGAUUCGACCUCUUCUGUGGAGGCGGUAACUUCGGCCGCGGCCUUGAAGAAGGUGGCGUAAUCGAAAUGAAUUGGGCGAACGACCUCAACAAGAAAGCGAUACACACAUAUAUGGCAAACACAGAAAAUACCGUUUAUCCUUUUGCUGGGUCAAUUGACGACCUGCAGAGAUUGGCGCUACAGGGCAAGUUCAGCAAAAAAGUGCCGCCUAUCGGUUCAGUCGACUUUGUGUCAGGGGGCAGCCCUUGCCCUGGAUUCUCCCGUCUUACAAAUGACAAAGCCACCCCUGAGCAGCGCAAGAACCAGUCUCUUGUGGCCGCUUUUGCGUCCUUUAUUGACGUUUAUCGACCGAAGUUUGGGUUGCUUGAAAAUGUCAUGGACAUUGUGCAGACCAAGACGAAGCGCAACGAGGACGUAUUGAGCCAGCUGAUCUGUGCUAUCGUCGGCCUUGGUUAUCAAGCUCACUUUUUUAUCAUGGAUUCCUGGGCAUACGGUUCGCCUCAGAGUCGUAGUCGUGUCUUCUUGUGCUUUGCUGCGCCAGGCCUCAAGCUCCCUGAAGUGCCAGUGCAGUCACAUUCGCACUAUGAAUCUGGCAAACGUCGCAAGACGCUAGGUUGGUUGCCAAAUGGCGAGUCAAUGGUGGAGCGCCUCGAAAUCCCGACGCCAUUCAAGUUCGUAAGCAUAGCCGAGGCCACAGCGGACCUGCCAGACAUAAUGGACGGCAAGGCGGACUGCUGCGUGAACUUCCCCGACCACCGGAUGGCAUACAGCAUCACAAGACCAGCCAGGGCACAACUCAGCGUGAUACCGAUGCACCCUUGGGGCAUGAACUUCCGAACAACGUGGGACAAUGGCAAGGGCACGAUGACGACGGCUGAGAGGGGAUUGUUUCCUAGCAAAGGUGAGAGAGUCUUGUCUCCAACCUCUCGGGCUUGGGGCCGCGCAUUCCCGCACAGCGUUAUGCAGACAGUCACCACGACGGCAUCGCCAACGGAUGCACGCAUCGGUCGCAUCAUGCAUUGGAGCCAGAAUCGUGUUUUGAGCGUCAUGGAAGUCCGGCGUGCCCAGGGUUUCCUCGACCACGAGGUGAUCUUAGGGACGCCAAAAGAGCAGUGGAAGGUGGUCGGGAACAGUGUGUCUCGGGAGGUGUCGCUGGCUCUGGGUCUCUCGUUCCGAGAGGCGUGGCUUGGGUCCUUGAUCGAUGGCGAGGAAGUCCAGCCUACGGUUAACGUACCUCCUCAACAGUUGUUACAGGCACAGGCGCAGGCAGAGGCGGCACCCGGCAACUCCGACAGCGGCAAGAACUUGGCGGAGACAGACACUCUAUCAAUAGGGUCUCGUGGAGAGACCCCCGUCUUGGUAUCGCCGCGAUCUCAGAAGCGCAAACUAGGGAGCUCCUUUGUUAUUGAGUUGGUUGUUUCGAAGAUGCUAAAGAAACAGCGAGGGCAGGCGACGCCGGAGAGAAGCGAAGGAUCGGAGGAUGAUGAAUCUGCGGAGGUUACUUCAGCAUUAACAUCGUCAUCGUCGGGCUCGAGCUGCGAGAUCAUUGAGCUGGAUUAGGAGCGGGGGGGGGAAACCCUUCCGGGAAGGGUCGGACCUAUACGUAAGAGAGCCAGCGGCCAAGCGUUCAUGGGAUUAUAGACAACUCGCACACAUGGUGAUGAUAACACAAGAGGUAUCUAGGAGGCUAUAGACGACCUGCAUAGCGGAGCCUGGAUUGCUUGCUGUGGCGAGACAGGAUAGUCAGUCCACAGAACAAACAAUACCAUUGAUUGAGGAUUGUGCUCUGCGCAUCUGGGUG
Messenger RNA from Colletotrichum navitas, 4378 nucleotides. RefSeq names its product C-5 cytosine-specific DNA methylase. Bases 292 to 4137 code for a protein of 1281 amino acids. Lineage: Eukaryota; Fungi; Ascomycota; Sordariomycetes; Glomerellales; Glomerellaceae. Gene Ontology annotation, molecular function: chromatin binding; DNA binding; DNA (cytosine-5-)-methyltransferase activity. The transcript has 3 exons. The record is from RefSeq and is a predicted model, not a curated record. Gene Ontology annotation, cellular component: nucleus. Gene Ontology annotation, biological process: negative regulation of gene expression via chromosomal CpG island methylation.